GUCAGCUUUUGUCAGUGCCGCGUACCUGGUGAAAAGUUUUCAAAGUGUUUAUCUUGUACAGAACAAGUGGAAAAUGUAGUGCAAGGGUUAUAUCGAUGUCUUCUUCGAACGUCAAGGCAACAUUUGGUAUGACACACUUCUAAUUUUCAACUUCAUAGGGCUCUCAAGCAUCGAAGGUGCUGCUACCAGGGGAUGCCAUCCAUGACCUGACAGCAUGAGAGCACCAUGACCAACAUCACGACUGUGUACUUCCAUCGCAGCUUCCCUCCCUGCUGCCCAGCAUGGCUCAGGAGUUCCUCCCGCUGUGUGAUGUGCUCUUCAACAUCAUCUCCCUCGCCUCCUACUUCUGUGACGUCGUCUUUGACGUCAUUGUGGCAUACACGUUGCUCGCCGUCCACCGUGAGACUCUGUGGUUUGGCUUUGCUUUGUGCUGCAUUUUGGGAUCGCUCCUCACAAGUCAAGCAAUGUCUAUGAAGUGGUACCUGAAGAAGAAGAAUGAUAAAGUGAAAGCAGCCGAAAGUGCCGCCGUGAUGGCGGUGCACGUUCUGCAGUGUGGAGUGCUCUGGCGUUACUUCAAGCUCUUUGUACCUGUCGACCUGGUGUCAGUAAAACACGAAGUCAGAGACCUGUGCAUGUUGCGGAUGGUUCAUGGCUUCUGUGAAGCAGCACCGAUGCUGCUCCUUCAACUGAACCUGACGUGGAGGCAACCUUCGGCAGCGAGCGUGCCGCAUUUGGACCGGGUUUCGACUUUCCUGUCUCUCUUCAGUGUGUGUUGGGCGCUGGCGUCGUUUGGCAAGAACGUUCGCAGGCGAAAUAUUCACCGCCUCGUUCUAACGUGGCUAGGCGUAAUUUGCCAGUUCUUCUGGCGUCUGGGCACGGUGGCAUCACGAACUGCAGCCUUGACUGCGUACGCAUCGCUGUACGGCCACUGGGUGUUGUUAGUCAUGCUCUUGCAUUGGCUGGCGAUGUUCCUGUGGCUAAUUUCGCCCAAGAAUCUUUUUCAUCGAGAAGGAAUGCCACCGGUGCAGCGCCUGACAUACUCCGCGCUUGUGGCCUACGUACAGACGUUUUGCUACAUCAACCUCCAGGAGAGGCACGCAGUGCCCAAGAUGGCGGCGUUCUAUGUGAUCAUGUUUUUAGAAAACAGCCUCCUGGUCGCAGUGUGGCUGUCGAUACGACAGGAACAACAUUGGUUCGAUGUCCCCGCGCUGCUCUUCAUCUGGGGCGGCUUUGCCGCUGGAAUUGUGUUCAUGCUUCUCUAUUAUCGCUUCUUUCAUAUCAGACGCUUGCGGCACGUGUUGGGGUUCGGACUGCAGGAGGCGCAGACGGCGAAUAGUCCGCCGCAGACGGCCCCUCCGAGGUUGCCAGAUGGGGUGGCGCCAGGCGUGUUCAACUGCAGGUUGAAUCCGGCACUGAAGCGCAAGAAGAAGAAGCCAUCGACGUUUGUGCCAGUUCCGAGCGGACCACCCGGGAGCAUGCCGCUUGCGGCAAACCACAAGCUGCCUCCCUUCUGGAAAAGGUGCAGGCACAACAGUGACAAAGAAAGCAGUGUCGGUUCGCGCGUAGACAUACAGCAGAAGCUGCAAGAGAAGAAGAAACAACAGCUUCAGGAACUGCUAGAGAUCGAAGAAGAGAUCAAGCAAGGCAAACUUCCUCCGUCGGACCUCAGCGAGAAAGGGACGCUUCCCCCUCGCCAACCCAUUCCGCGAUCCAAGAAGCAGCCGUGGCUGCGGACACAGCCAGCUUUCCACUACCGUACCCUUCUCGGAGGAAACUCUCCGGAGGUGCUGCUCUCUCCGCAUUACCUCGACGACAGCUGCUUGUCGUACGACUUUGGCGAGCUCCCGUCGGACGUGUCGAGCGGAGUGUCAUCGCGAGUGACUCAGGAAGCAGUGCGCGAAAUGUACAGGAUUCCUCCAUCAGACGUGGACAGCCAGCUGUCGCUUCCACGUUCCUACACGCUGCCGAGAGACCUCAGGAGGUUCAGGAGGAUGCCGAGGGUUCCGAGACGGGUCGUGGGGAGCCCGGACAAUAAUUCGAGUGACGGUGACGUCGACUCGGCGGACGAAGACCUCGGGGUUGGGGCGAGGUUCAGGACUUGUCGAACACACGCGGCGUUGAUGCGCGGUUGGAGGCCCGAGACUCAGUUGUGACAGUGUUUUUGUAAUCGGGUCAGUUGAUGCUGUGAGUGCGUUAGGAAAUGAAAGGGUGCGCCUACAGGAGCGUUUGCUCAGCUCCAAUGGGCUCAACGUGGGGCAGCUCGCGAGAACAGUAAGAAAAGGAGUGAAAGAAGGGCUGUUUUCACCUCAGGAAGGGUACCGGUACAGUAAUUAUAUAAAUGAGCUCCACCAACGGUACCAUCGCUUGUGUAUGCCUGUAUAUAUGAUUGCCAACCAUUUUGUAGUUUCGCUUUAGUUCUGCCGACACAGUUCAUGUUUCCCCGAUCAAGCCAGAAAAUAUGCUUUAUAUCUGCCUUUGUAUCGUGGCAUAUUUUAAACACAUAAGGUCACAUUUCACUGUGAACACAUCGUGCAGACGAAAACUACAAAUCAACCACAAGACGACACUCCUCGCGAUCCUCCCAGACCACGCAAUAGACGAUUUCAGAAAUUGCAUGGAUGACCCACCAGAGAGCGCCGUGUUGCGAAAGCCCCAUUGCACCUUGGGAUUUAGUUUUCAUGAGUCAGAGAGAAGAAGAAGAGCGCAAACGGUUUCGGUUUUCUUUCUCCUUCACCUCACGUAACUUCGAGCAACAGCCAGCGAGCACGAAUGUAAACCAUUUCCCACGAUGCAUUGCGCGAUGCGCGUGACUUGGGCGACGGAGGGCCGCCGUGCGGAGCACAAGGGCAAUAUCUGAAAUCGCCUAUUGCUUAUGGUGAAUAAUGCUCAAUUAGUGUGCUCAACAGCACAAUGAAUGGAGGAAUGCACACAUAAUGACUUGGUAAUCGGAACAUUUCAAGAUGGGACAAGGGAACAUAGCAAGCCUAAAAGAACAGAGAAGGGCAAACUAGUUAGUUCAUGUGGAUCAUGUGGUACGCUUCUUGAGGGUGAAAGCUGGUGGCAUUUGACUCGUGCCACCAGCCUACUAAUAUUCAACUGCUGGUUCUGUGCCAAGAUGUGAACAUGUGGAACAUUCAUCACUGCUUGACACAGCUCUUAUUGCCUUCUCUCUCCAAACAUGUAUUUGAUUUUGCUUCCAGAGGGUUGUGUUAUCUUUUGAGUUCAGAAUUUUUUUCUUCUUCAGGGUUUGUCCAUUUCUUUGGCUACAGCAGUGUUGUUCUUACUGCUUGACUGUACAUAGUACUUAUUUAUUGAUCUUUUACGAGCAGCUACCUGAGCAAAGUGCGAAGUCUAUUGCAUUGCAUUUACCGUGUAUUUGCUCGUUGUUGAGCAUGAAUCUCUUUUUUUUUGUUGUUGUUGUUGUUCCUUGGCCUUUGAGUUGGCUGUCAUUCUUGUUGUGUCAAAAAAGUCAGCCCAAUAUUCCCAGUGCCAAGUCUGUCGAUCUCUCUUGUAUGUGCCACAGGAAGUUUAGUGUAUCUUAUAAUGUACAAAUUGUGCAACUUUGACACUUUGCCAAGUCUUUGGGUUCUGUGCGAAUCUUUCCAGUAGUUUGUUUCAGGGUAAUCUUCCAAAACAUUUUUAUUGUUUGGGAUUCCAUUGCAUACCACAGGCACCGAUGAGUUUGCUCAACCAUACAGAAGUUCGCAAAGUAGUUAAGAUGCAAGCAUAGAUGCAAGCUAGCUGGUGGAUAAAAUCCAUGAUAGGCAAGCCUGAGCGACGGACAAAAAACACACAAACAUGACGGCUCAGCUUGUGAGCCGUGUUUAUGUCAUGUUUGUGUGUUUUUUGCCCAUCGCUCAGGCUCUCCUAUCAUGGGUACCACCUGAAGCUGUGUGCAUCCCAAUGAAAUGUUUAGUAAGAUUCUUGGAUGUCUAUUGGUGCUUCUACAUUCUACUUAUUGGCAUCUAUAAUUAGCAGCAUUUGUUUGUUUGUUUUUAGUCUAUUAUGCGGUUCCCUCCCAAACAGAUUUUAUUGCUGCCAGUUAACUCCACAGUGAGCUGUAUUAGAAAAAAAAAAAAAUGUAUGUGGAUAUCUCAAACGAUGCUUGUCUAUAUACUUUCCAAAGCAAUGACUGUUCACACAGUUUCAGGUUGUAUGGUUGCAAAGAGCAACGGUUAUGAGAACUUUUGGGAUGUCCUUAUUGUGUGGGUCUUGAGAAUGCAUUCAGUGGCUUAUGUCAGCUAAAUCAGUUCAUCUUCUCCAGGAACAUUGUACUAUCACUUGGCAUUAGUGAUUACUUUUAAAUAAAAAAAAAUAAAAUAAAUAAAUAAAAAAGCACAAGUACGUUAAGAAAACAGGGUGGUUGAGCAAUAACCAUCGGUACCUUUGGCACGGAAUGACCCACCAGUGAAUGUCACUCCUUUAUUUUAUUUUUGUUAUGAGCGUCAUGACACCUGGACUGCAUUUGCUUUAUUUCAAAUAUCAAAAGUAGAAUCAUUGUUACAUAUGUACAUUCUCUUCUACACACACGCAUACCAUGCUCUGAUACAAAGCAGGCUCAAAAUAAAUAUAUGUCGUUCCCACAU
This is a messenger RNA of Ornithodoros turicata, 4586 nucleotides long. Its product is annotated as XK-related protein 6-like. Gene Ontology annotation, biological process: engulfment of apoptotic cell; apoptotic process involved in development; phosphatidylserine exposure on apoptotic cell surface. NCBI's taxonomy places the organism in Eukaryota, Metazoa, Arthropoda, Arachnida, Ixodida, Argasidae. Gene Ontology annotation, cellular component: plasma membrane. The transcript is spliced from 2 exons. The record is from RefSeq and is a predicted model, not a curated record. Bases 282 to 2153 code for a protein of 623 amino acids.